CCUCACUUGACGAAUGCAAAACAUUUGACGCGUGUUUGUCGUCCCCAUGUAACGGAAAUAACUGUACCAGUGUUCAAGACAGUUACAUCUGUACAUGCGAUGGAGGUUGGUCAGGAACAAAUUGUACGACGCCACCGGAUAAUUGCAAUGGUAAUGCAUGUGAAAAUGAUGCAACGUGUGUAAGUGGAACUACCAAUUACACGUGUAGUUGUAUUCCAGGGUACAGUGGCCCAUUUUGUGAAAUUUCUCCAGUGGAUGGCGGCUGGUCAGACUGGGCGGUAUCAGCAUGUUCAAGGACUUGUGGAACUGGAAGUAUGAAUAGAACCCGACAAUGUAACAGCCCCGUUCCAGAUACACACGGUGCUGAUUGUGAUGGUGACGCUAUAGAGACUAGAGCAUGUAACACAGAUGCUUGCCCUGUUUGUAGAGAACUCAUGAGCGCACCCGGGACCUUGUUCAACUGUUCUACAGACGACACAGCCGGAAGUGAGACUUGUUCAGUAUAUUGCGAGGAUGGUAAGGUGCUUCCGCCUGGAUUAAACGGUGAACAAUCAUACACAUGUGGUCCAAGCACCAACUAUGAAUGGGAUUAUUUGGAAAAUCCACCCAGAUGCGUCGAUCCCGUUGGGCCAGGUAAAGUUAGCAUAAAUAUUACUGUAGAGUAUGUAACAGCGAUUCCCGCAAGUGUUGCGUCAGAUUUCGUUGACUUGAUAAACAACCGAACAUCAGGCCUGCAGUGCUUUGAUUCUGCUAAUUGUCAGACAAAUAAAGAUAUAGAUGAGUCAACUUUAACUAUUGUGUUUAAUAUCCCUACAUCUAAGGGACCGGACAUUGACUAUAGUGACUACAUAUCCAGUGGAAUACCAAAUGGUGCUUUACAAGAGGUAAUAGACGCUUUAAAUCGUCUGGAACAAACUGCCCAAUACAUUCAAAAUAAUACACAUGAGUUGUUAAACGUCACUAUUGACGGUGUGACGUACACUGUUGCAGACGACAGUUUAAAUAUUGACGCAGGAGUCACGUGCAAUAGCGGAUUCGCAGCUUAUGAUGGCAUUUGUGUUGCAUGUCCAGCUGGCACACAUUCUACUGAUGAUGUUUGUACCUUUUGUGAGAAGGGAAAAUAUCAGUCGAACGCUGGUCAGAUGACAUGUAUAUCAUGUCCGUCUGGGCAGACGACAAAUGCUAUAGGCUCAACAGAUAGCUCUCAAUGUAUAGAAGUAACCACAACCUCUGCAUCGACUACUACUGAAAACAUAACAACGACUGAAAGCAUAACAACGACAACGCAAACGGUCAAACCUCCAAGUGGUGACAAUGUCGUGACAAUAGCGAUUAUCAUAUCAGUAGCAGCUUUAGUUAUCGCAAUAGCUGCGAUAGUCUUUGUGUGGUACAAGAAAUGCAGACGACCAACGACAACGAUAGUAGAUUGCUCAACCGUAAACAUAAGAAUUGAAACAGCGAAAACACGGUAUACAAGAAGUGAUGGCGGGACUCAACCAAUGUCAGAAUUAGAUGCAGACCACUUUCAGAGAGAUAGUGAUACCUGUCAAACGCCUGGUCACCAUAAUUCAUCAUAUGACAGAAUAUCGUCUGCUACCAACAUGUAUAUUACGCCCGACAACAUAAGUAAGUUUAAGAUGCUAUAGCCCUCCUCCGCCUUAUGAAGCAGAUUUACCGGAAUAUACAGGAAAAGAUAUAUCAUCUGUUGACGACACAUAUGACGUAAUUAAUGACAAUCCCCCGAUAACAAAGCUAUGAGUGAACUUUUUAAAGAUUUCAGACCCGAAUUAGUGUGGAUGCUAGCCGUUAUACAUGUAUUGGUAGUUUCUCAUAUGAUGUCGUCAAAGUAGAAAACUAUCGGAGGAAAGCUUUCGGUUUUUUUACGCUUUAUUCCGAAGUUUGCCGAUAUUUACUGAUUUAUUACGGUCUGUAAAUCUAACUUAAAUAUUCCAUAUUUGACUACGUGAUAUACUGUUUAUUCAAAUUAGUUCACAUUGUUUACCAAAACACUAACAUAAAGUGCUUCCCUUAGCAUUGUAUCACACUUGGUUUUGUUCUUUGUCAACUGACAACUUGUAUACUGUAAAUGUAGAAACAAAAUACAAUGUUUAAAUGUGUUACAGUGUCCAUCUGUAUUUGUCAUCAAAUGAAAACGCUUUAUUUCUUUAAAGAUGUGUGUCUUAAUUUUCAUAGAAGAACAAAAGCUGAUACUAUAUCAAUUCCUUCUAUUUUUCAUAGUGCUUUAUAGAACUGCAUAGUGACGUAAUAACGUGAAUAAUAAUGAAGCCAAAUAAAGCUUGACAUUAAUUAUGAUAGUAUUCAUCCCGUAGCUGUUCUACAGAAAUUAGAAACAUUCUCCUGUCGCUAUCGCUCCCGUCGAAGUUUCAGUAGAACAGCACGGAUGAGCACUAACAUAUGUACAUAGUUUAGGGUUCAUUUUUGUUUUGCAUUUACAUUAUGUUAAUCUUCAUCUGUGCUGUUCUACAGAAAUUAAAAAGUUCGACGGGAGCGAUACCGACAGGAGAAUGUCUUUACGCGGUUCUAUGAAGUACUAUAACAAAUAGAAGGCGACUAUGAACGACAUUCGAUAUACUAUCGAGUUUUGUUCUUCUAUGAAUAUGAACACACAUAUUUUUUAAGAAAUACAGCCUUUUCAUUGGAUGACAAAUAAAGCUGGACACUAAACAUCUAUUAAAGAUAAUUUUAGAAAAAAUAUUAUUCGGUUGCUGCCUCGACAUGUCUUUACAGUCAAUAAAAUCCAUAUCUUAAUUAUUUAAAGUGCCAGUUCAAUCUUAAGUUUAUUGGUACACAUUUUAAAAUCAAUAUGAGCCGUGUCACAACAAAACCAACAUAAUGCGUUUGCGACCAGCAUGGACCUGGCUGGUCUGGAUCCAUGCUGGUCGCAAACCUAUUAUGUCGGUUUUGUCGUGACGCGGCUCAUAUGUAUUCCUUGCACAAUGCUUCGCUUUUUAGGCUUUUAAAGCUUUUACCAGGCUUGCGUGACAGUUGAUAUCAAAUAUACGCUUCUUUUUAAUAUCUGUGAAGUUGGCAUGUUGCUCGUGAUUGUAUAAAUAGUUGUUGCUAUUAACUAUUCAGAUAGCGUCCGUCAGGUUAGUGAUUCUAUUCAGGUGACCGACCGUUCGUGUCUCAAAUGAAGCAAGACAUAAUAAAAAGACAAUGUGCCGCGUGCCAAAUCCAGGUUUCUAGUUUAAAGGUCAAAGUCACAGCAAGAAAUUGAAAAUUCUGUAUUUGCCAUAAAGUCAAAAGAAAACUUCACAUCCAAUUGAUUAAAUUCCUCUGGUGUGAAAAAAAACAACAAUUAUUCAAAUUUUAACAACAUACUUCAAAUUGUCAAAGAAUUAUACAAAGAAUUCAUGAUAGAAGAUCAUUAACUUUUAGAGUUUUCAUGUAUAAAAGGAAAGGGAAUCCGAAUCCAAUAAAACUGGUUCCGUGUUCUGGCGCUAACCAACGAUGCUUUCGUCACUGAAAACAAAAGGAAUGUAAUUAACCUUUAACAAGGAAAGGUGCAUCUGUUAAUAAAAUAAAAUACGUUUUAAUUCUUGGAACCGUUAUUUCUUAUUGUGUAGUCAUUGUGCAACUUAUGGAAAAACGAAAUAAAGAUUACAUAAUAUGAUAGUAAAAUUACAUUUUUUUUAAAUUAAAAGAAAAAAAUAGCAAUUGGAACCUAUUACGACACUUGUUUGUCUUUUUAAACAGAGUUUUCCUCGUCUUUUCAUUUACGCACCAAAGACAGUAUCUAUUCAUGUAAACUAUCUGUUAAUUCCGAUCUUUCCAUAUUGUUUCCAUAAUUGUUAUUAUCACCGUUUUAAUGAUGUUCAAAGUAUGUAAUUGUUAUUAUCAUGCUUUUCACAUGUUCAAAAUAUGCAUUGUUUUGUCUUGUGCCGCAAUAAUGCUAUAUGUAUUGGCGAUAAACAUUGUAUAUAUGUUCAAGUCAAAUAAACAUUGAAUUGAAUUGAAUUGAAAAAACCUA
This is a messenger RNA of Ruditapes philippinarum (Manila clam), 3991 nucleotides long. RefSeq names its product thyroglobulin-like. The transcript is spliced from 10 exons. The coding region runs from base 315 to 1646 and encodes 443 amino acids. The record is from RefSeq and is a predicted model, not a curated record. NCBI's taxonomy places the organism in Eukaryota, Metazoa, Mollusca, Bivalvia, Venerida, Veneridae.